This is a messenger RNA of Alternaria arbusti, 1860 nucleotides long. RefSeq lists its product as uncharacterized. The coding region runs from base 1 to 1860 and encodes 619 amino acids. The transcript has a single exon. The record is from RefSeq and is a predicted model, not a curated record. Gene Ontology annotation, biological process: negative regulation of gene expression via chromosomal CpG island methylation; protein ubiquitination. Gene Ontology annotation, molecular function: ubiquitin protein ligase activity. Lineage: Eukaryota; Fungi; Ascomycota; Dothideomycetes; Pleosporales; Pleosporaceae.
AUGGCAGCGACCAAAAACGAAGUCCCCAAAUCCUCAGCAUGGCUGCUGGAGAAAGCCCAAAAUGCUGCGAAGGCGUCUGGUACUGGACCAGAAGCCGUCGCCAGGAUCCUACAAAAGACGAAGGAGCAGAAGGAAGCGAACAACGAGGAGCACCAGAAAAGGAUGAGCCUUCUGAGCAAGAAGAUGACGGAGUUGGGAGCAAAGCAUCAAAUGAACCCGUUCAAGAAUGCGGAGCAACCUGUCGCGGCGGACACCAUCGCGGUCACGCCCAAGGUCAUCAAGCCAGCGCAGCAGGGUUUAAAGCGUAAGCUUCCAACAUCUCCCGGUGCGAAGCCUGUCAAUCCGCCGGCUAAGAAGACGAAGGUCCAAGAGAAUCUCCAGCCUCGAGUUCAAGACAAGUCCAAGGCGAAGGAGGCCGUCUCCCAGAAGCCAAAAGACGACACCUUUGAAAAAGCAAAAGAGGAUAUGACGGAGCCGAGCAAGUCGAAGGUCCAAGUUCAGAUUCAAAAGAAGCCGCAGCCGAACGCCGGUAUGCCUAAAAAGCUUAAAGUAAAUACAAAGGAGCUGGGCAAGGCGCCGUCUAAGUCUGCGACUCCAACCCCGACACAGAAGAAGCCACAGGAGAAGGAGACGAACGAGCAGAUCGAUGUUCAGAGCUUGUGGACGAUGAGGAAGCAGAGGGAGCCUCUUAAGGACUCGCCAAAGAGUGCGACGUUUGCAGAAUCAGCGACUGCAGGCGCUUCACGGGAGCGGUCGGCUGCUACAUCUUCAAGGGCCGCAACGCCAGCAACACCGGCAACGCCAACAAACGCAUCAGAAUCAGAGAUCGUGCCAUCAAACGACCUCUUCGUCUCAGACGAUCCAGACGACAAGUAUCCCAUUGCAAAAUCCCUCCCAACAUGGUACACCUCCAUCACCAUCAAAGACCCGCGCAUGGAAGCCAUGACCAAAAAACGUCCCCUCGCCCUCGUAACCCUCCAAGCCCUCAAAGCGGCCUUGACAGAUUGUGAGAAGCCAGGAAAAUCCCAGAUCGAACUCGAAGCCCUCUACGACAAGAUCCGCGAUUUCAUUCACAAAGCCGAAAUCGACCUGCAAGUCAACACCGUACUACUCCGCAAAGCCAUGACCCUAAGCCCCGACUACGGUCUACCCCGCAUCUUCAAACCAGGCACGAAGUUCCCGUGGGAUCUAAAGGCGGAUGCGUAUCAACUGUACAAGCGCUGGUACAAAGGCGAUUUGAAUCAAGAUAUACUGCGCGGUAUUGCGCCGCAUAAAGGGGAUAACAGGACGAGUGAUCGCCUGGAUGAGACGUACCGUGCUCAGUUUCCUACGACCGCAAAGUACUAUGGCGAGGGGGAGUUGGUGCUUGGUCAGUGGUGGCCAACGCAGCUUUGCACAGUGCGCGACGGGGCGCAUGGAUCAGCCCAAGGCGGUAUCUACGGUGAGCGCGACAAAGGCGCUUACUCCAUCGUGCUCUCCGGCGGAAACCCAUACCACGACGUCGACAACGGAGACACCAUCGAAUACUCUGGCACCGAAGGACGCAAUGGCACGCCUACGGAGAAUACCGCCCAUCUGAUCAAAUCGGCCGAGUUACUCAACCCCAUCCGCGUCAUUCGCUCUGCGCAACUGAAUAAAAAGAACCCUUUCCGACCGGAGUUGGGGCUGAGGUACGAUGGGCUUUAUGUGGUCAGGGGGUAUACGUGUGUGGAUAGGGAGAAAGCGAUGUAUCGGUUUCGGCUCGAGAGGUGUGAGGGGCAGGAGGGGAUUCGCUGGCAGGGGAAGGCGAAGAGGCCGACGGAGUAUGAGUGUAGGGAGUUUAGGCGGUUGAAGGAUAAGGGUGUUGGGGUUGGUUGGUAG